Molecule: messenger RNA, 2799 nt
Organism: Homalodisca vitripennis (glassy-winged sharpshooter)
Lineage: Eukaryota; Metazoa; Arthropoda; Insecta; Hemiptera; Cicadellidae
Exons: 13
Coding region: 102-2462 (786 amino acids)
Molecular function (GO): protein binding
Source: RefSeq, a predicted model, not a curated record
ACCAACUGUGCACAAAAAUAGUGAUUUAGGUUCAAUAAGAGUUUAUCAUAAUUUAACUUAAUAAAUAUAUUUUUGUGGUUUCAGUGUAAUUACUUCUAAAUAUGGAAGAAGCAAAGUACUUGGACCAACCAAGUAAUGAAAAUAGCAGUCUUACUGAUGGGGCCUGUUCCAGUUUUGAAAAUGACCACGAGGACCUAGUUGAUGGAAAUGAAUUGUUGGAUAGACUGGACAGUGAAGAAUUAACACAGCUGAGGAAGUGUUUCUAUGAGAAGAUAGUUGAUGAGAAAAUAAAAGAACCAAAGGGAAGCAUACAUCCAAGAUUUGGUGGUUCUAAACUUACCAGAGAAGAGUUCAUUGAAGCCAUUGCAAGCGUUUUAGGAUCAAACGCUUAUGAUGAAUGUGCUGACAAGCUGUUCAGUCACAUUGCUGAGAAGAAUGCUGAGGAACACAAGGGAUUCAUCUGGUGGGAACAGAUUCUAGACUCGGUCAUAGACUGGAUGACGAAGCAGAUCCGAGAGCGCCCUUCCAAUGUUAUCAAAGAAUCAUUUUGUAAUCUCUGUAUUCUCACUUAUUGCAAGAGAGAAACCAUUGUGCGAGUGGUGCCAGUGGAGACCCCUUCCUCCUUCUGUUACGUGAUGGUCUCUAAGUACGGCAGAGUGGGCAUUUAUGACUGGGGAAUGUCAUUGCUGGAGCAGUACGAGAUAAAGUUGGGAGCCCAGGUUCCCACCCAGGCAGGAGAGGUGAGGCGUACUACCUGGGUGACAGAUGCAGUCUAUCUUCCAGAUGCCACCAUGCUGCUGGUGUCCGCAAGUGACCGUAGCCUCCACGUUUUCUCCACCACUGGUCUCGUCCAUGUCCCUACAUACCAUAUAUCAGGUUUGCCAAACACCCCAACUUGCCUGCACUAUACGAUAGGAGCCACAACAGAGGAUCCAUCCAUGUUGUUAGUGGGAGAUGAUCAUGGUUCUAUCACUACCAUACAGUUCCACCAACCGCAGUACUCACUAUUCAAGCGAACCAGUAGUGACCGGAUGGACACAUAUUUCUGGAAGGAACUGGAGAACCAAGCAGAUUGGGUAACAAUCAGCACUGAGCACGGAGUACACAAAGAUGAAGUGCUGAAGGUGGAGUACUUCAGCGACAAUCAUUCUGUGGUCAGUUGUAGCAGUGACCCGAACACUACGCUGAUAAUACGCUACCUGGCUGGACGUCGGGCACCAUACAUCUUCAGAAUCUCUAGAGGAGUGAGAUGUUUCCACCUGGACCGCUCACUGAAGCUGUUGGUUACUGGCAGCAAAGAUAGCAUCAUCCGCAUGUGGAAUCCUGUGCUCACCAAGAAACCUCUUGCAUCUUUGUUUGGCCACAAGACAUGUGUCGUAGAUGUCCGCAUUCUCAAACAUCUUGGAGUCAUCCUCAGCAUGUCCAAAGACGCAGCAGUGAAAGUGUGGGACCUGCAGGAUCAGACAUGCGUACAGUCACUGCCAACUCUGUUCCCGGUAGUUGGUGCAUUGGCUCGCACCGCCGAGUUUGGAGCACAAACAUUUUACCCUGGACCUGUUAGUUGUCAACCACCCAGUACCAGUGUUCAGAAUAAACAUCAGCCCAAACCCACCCCUCAGCAGACCCACCCUGCCAGCCUGCUGUCUUCCACAUCCACUACAAGACAGGAUAGGGCGAGUGCUUUCAAGAAUAACCAAGAGGAACAGAGAGACACACUGCUAUGGGACACUAGUGAGGACUCAAACAUAACUGAGGAUGCACAGCCUGACUCUUCAGAAACAAUGAACAUGGAGAUUGAAAUCACUGAUGAAACUGAGGUCCUCACUUUACAUACAGACAAAGAAUCCAGUUCCUGUAUUGAAGGAGAGUGGAAUCGCAUGGAGUUGCUGGCGGUCUGCUGCAACUAUGUGGUAGUCCUGCAGCUGAGUGGGCGGGAAUUAGGAGCUGGAGACCCACCCAGAGUGGGAGAGGCUCUUCCACCUCCCCUCCGUGAGCAGGACCCUGCUGUGCCCUCUCCCUGGCUCACUGGUCAGGUGUCCAUGCUCAACGUUGACUAUCCCUCACAAUUAUCAUCCAGCUCCAGAGAGGGCUCCCCUAUUCCACCGUCUGUACUGGAGACCAUACAGAAGAGCCUAGGCGACGAGAUGACGUAUCAGUUCAAAGCUCUCACCAGUUCCUGCCACAACCUCAAUGCUGCGAAGGCUAAGCAGUACACCAAUCAGAAGCAUGUACGUGCUAUGGUGGAGCAGUGCGCCCCCCACAUGGCCCUCAACCUCUGUCCACUGGAAGAGAUAAAGUUUAGUCAUCCGCUGCCCACUACUGCUCGUCUUCGUAAUCUUGACCUCUCCAACCCCGACAAGCUGCUCAAAGCCAAGCUCAAGCGAGACUCCACAUCCACUGUGGGCUCGAAAGCUUCUAACACUUCCACUUCCAGCACUUUACGAUCAAACCGCAACAAGUAGUUUCCCUUCAAGAGGGAUUCCCAAUCUUAAAAGAUUUUGCCAUGUCUUAAAAUAAGAUAUGUAUUGGACUAAGAAUUUUAAAAUGAGAUUAAGUAUUAAAAUAUUUUUGUACUUUUUUAAGAGGAAGCUGAAUAUAUUUAGUAUUAAUUUAAAUAUACAUUAAAAAUAGUCUCCAAAAGAAUAAUGCAGUAAUAGAUCAACAAAAUUACUGCAUUAAAAUGUGCUGUAACAUACAAUAUUAUUUAAUUUUUGGGUUUCUAUGUUUAGUUACUUUCUAUAUUUAUUGUUACAAUUUUUUACUUAUUGUAUAAAUUGUUGCUAAAUGGUUUUUUUAAUA